AUGCAGUAUCAACGCACGGCCAAGCGCUGGCCCCAGACGCAUCGGCAGGCUUUCUGGCUCGCACACCUGAGAAGGAAGCGGGCGAGCUGGCCUUUGAGCAACUAUCUUUGGAAGCAGAGCACGGAGCAGCAUCAAGAUGAUAGCCAUGGAGAUGACAGGGAAGGGGAUGGCCGCGGCUCGAGUCGUGAGCGUCGAGAGUGGGCCGAUGGCCUCGAGCCCAACCAGAUCGGCUCCCUCUUUCAUGACCCGUACCUCCCGCGCUCAGCGAAGCUGCAGAGAGGCGAUGCAAUGAACGGAGUAGAUGUGACUUUGGCGAGGUGGAACCGAGGAAUCAGCUUGCGGCUGCCCCCUCCGCCCAACAAUACCGAUGCCGGCGAGCAUGACGGGGACGAGGACGCAGACCUUACGUUGCUGGAGCGUCGCCGCUCCACCCUUCUCCCCGUCCACGCUCCCGUUUCUGGCCAGGUAGUCCACGUCUCCCGGUACAUACGUCGAAAUGCCCCCCUCUCCUCUCACCUCAACGACGAGCACGGGUGGUCCAUCUCGAUUCGUGACGUUUGGGGAUUCGUCUGGCACCUCACAGGCAUAAGCCCAUACCACCAACACGUUUACGAGGGACAAAACAUUCCGCGAGGCUAUGUGGUUGGACACGCCAGCACAAGGCUGCUGAGGAGCAAAGUCCCACUAGACCAAGACGAGCCCGUUGAUCCCCCAGAGAAACCGCCUGGAGGAGAUGGCAAUCCAAAGUAUCCCUUCUGGAGGAGGGAAUUUGCGGUGGGCGUUGCGAGACCAGGCGCGGAAAUGGGAGAAUGGGCGGGCCCGUACGACGAAGGAGCGCAAUGGGUGUGGAGUGACCCGUUGCAUCACUUGAGUAUGGGUCAGGAGAAGGUCGAGCAGGAGCGAGAAGAAGGAGGAGAAGUACGAGCGUUUCGAGCCCCUUUGCCGCCACCCUUCGCUUCACCGCCUACAGUCUACUUCGUUCGGCCCAAUCCCUACCCACCAGCGCCUCCUCCUAGCGUUCUCGCCUCUCUUCCGCUCUACGAAGCAGGCAGCGAUGAGGACGGGGGCGAUGAUGGUCGGCGCGUGACGCAGCUGGAUGGGGUUGUGCAGGGCGUGGCUUCGUUCACCACCUUUGCGCCUGCGACCCACACCAUGGGAUUGGAGGCCGUUACGCUUUACAGGCUGGAGUGGGCGCUACUACCAUGGGGUCAUGAGGGCGCCGUUGUGCCAGAGCACGCUUGGCGCCUCGCCAUCAACAGCGGUGGCACCGACCAGGCCGCUGAGCAGCCUUCCAACAACCCCUCCUCUCUCUGGUCUCGCUAUAUGGCGGCCAUGACUUCAUCUGGGCCAUUUCCCUGGUCCAACCGCAAACGACUCGGCAGUCAGUGGGACAGUAAAGCACGCUACGCUCUGUACACCUUUGGUGGCGCAGGAGGAUGGAAGACGUGGCUCGACGCGGGCGCGGGUACAAGGGCGGCUGACUACAAGAUGAUGCUGAGGGCGACGGACUCCUGGGGAGGGUCGUCUGUUUGGAGAGUGGGGGGAAGGGUGAGGGUGGAGAGAUGA
Jaminaea rosea is the source of this 1566-nucleotide messenger RNA. RefSeq lists its product as hypothetical. The transcript has a single exon. The coding region runs from base 1 to 1566 and encodes 521 amino acids. The record is from RefSeq and is a predicted model, not a curated record. NCBI's taxonomy places the organism in Eukaryota, Fungi, Basidiomycota, Exobasidiomycetes, Microstromatales.